Molecule: messenger RNA, 3807 nt
Organism: Branchiostoma belcheri (Belcher's lancelet)
Lineage: Eukaryota; Metazoa; Chordata; Leptocardii; Amphioxiformes; Branchiostomatidae
Product: protein transport protein Sec23A-like
Exons: 23
Coding region: 178-2535 (785 amino acids)
Biological process (GO): endoplasmic reticulum to Golgi vesicle-mediated transport; COPII-coated vesicle cargo loading; intracellular protein transport
Cellular component (GO): COPII vesicle coat; endoplasmic reticulum exit site
Molecular function (GO): zinc ion binding; GTPase activator activity
Source: RefSeq, a predicted model, not a curated record
AACGGGGGAAAAAACGGUUUGACAAGUCGAGUGCUGUUGCAUGCUGGGUACGAGACUUGGGUUCCUACGUGGCAUCGCUCUAUUUCCGGUAGCGUCGACGACGUUCCGGGUUUGGGUGUUUCUGUCCACAAGAACCGGCGUUUGGCAGACUUUAGUGAUCGAAGGCGUUGAGUAGUAAUGGCGAACUACCAGCAGGCCGUGCCCCAGCAGACGUACCAGGACUACAUCCAGCAGAACGAGGACCGGGAUGGGAUCAGGCUCAGCUGGAACGUCUGGCCCUCCAGCCGCCUGGAGGCCACCAGAAUGGUCGUCCCACUGGGGUGCCUUUUCACCCCGAUGAAGGAGCGCCCAGACCUCCCACCUAUCCAGUAUGACCCGGUGCUGUGUGGCAGGGCAACCUGUAGGGCAAUACUCAACCCCUACUGUCAAGUGGACUUCAGAGCAAAGCUUUGGGCGUGUAAUUUCUGCUACCAGAGAAACCCAUUCCCACCUCAGUAUGCAGGCAUCUCUGAGCAGCAGCAACCAGCAGAGCUCAUCCCACAGUUCUCCACCAUUGAGUACACCCUCCAGAGAGUCCCUGCCAUGCCCCUGAUCUACCUGAUAGUCCUGGACACCUGUAUGGACGAUGAGGACCUGCAGGCCCUGAAGGAGUCUCUCCAGAUGUCCCUCAGCCUCCUGCCUCCCAAUGCCCUGAUCGGUCUCAUCACCUUUGGAAAGAUGAUCCAGGUGCACGAGCUGGGGUGUGAGGGAUGCUCCAAGAGCUACGUCUUCAGGGGCACCAAGGACCUGACUGCCAAACAGAUACAGGAGAUGCUGGGGAUAGGGAAGCUGUCUCCCCAGGGGGCCCAGCAGGGUCAGGGUCCUCAGGGCCCCCAGCAGCCAGGACAGCCACCACAGACCCCCAUGAACAGGUUUCUCCAGCCAGUCCACAAGUGUGACAUGAGCCUGACUGAUCUGCUGGGAGAGCUGCAGAGAGACCCGUGGCCUGUGGCGCAGGGCAAGCGGCCUCUCAGGUCCACUGGAGUGGCCCUGUCCAUCGCUGUGGGACUUCUGGAGUGCACCUAUCCCAACACUGGGGCCCGCAUCAUGUUGUUCAUGGGCGGCCCCCCCACCCAGGGGCCCGGCAUGGUGGUCGACAACGACCUCAAGAACCCCAUCAGGUCACACCACGACCUUGAGAAGGACAAUGUCAAGUACAUGAAGAAAGCCUCCAAGCACUUUGAAGCACUGGCCAACAGGGCUGCUGAGAACGGCCAUGUUGUGGACAUCUACGCCUGCGCUCUGGACCAGACGGGCCUGCACGAGAUGAAGUACUGCUGCAACUACACAGGGGGCCACAUGGUCAUGGGUGAUUCCUUCAACACUUCACUGUUCAAGCAGACGUUCCAAAGAGUGUUUUCAAAAGACAGGAAGGGAGAGUUCCAGAUGUCUUUUGGGGGAGCCCUUGAAGUCAAGACUUCCCGAGAACUGAAGGUACAGGGAGCCCUGGGACCAUGUGUGUCCAUGGGCACAAAAAGUGCCUGUGUCUCCGAAAAUGAGAUCGGCAGAGGAGGAACAUGUAAGUGGAAGAUGUGUGGCUUUGACCCUACGUCUACACUAGCCUUCUUCUUCGAAGUAGUCAACCAGCACAAUGCCCCCAUCCCACAGGGAGGUCGUGGCUGUGUCCAGUUCAUCACGCAGUACCAACACUCGAGUGGACAGAGAAGGGUCAGGGUCACCACUGUAGCCAGGAAUUGGGCAGACGCUGCCACCAACAUCCAGCACAUCGCAGCAGGGUUUGACCAGGAGUGUGCUGCCGUCCUGAUGGCUCGACUGGCUGUCCACAGGAGUGACACAGAUGAAGGACCAGAUGUGUUGAGAUGGCUGGAUAGAAGCCUGAUCAGACUGUGUCAGAAGUUUGGAGAGUACACCAAGGAUGAUCCCAACUCCUUCAGAUUCUCUGAGAACUUCUCCCUCUACCCUCAGUUCAUGUUCCACAUGAGGCGUUCACAGUUCCUGCAAGUGUUCAACAACAGCCCCGACGAGUCUGCGUACUACAGGUAUCAGCUGAACCGGCAGGACCUCACUAACUGCCUCAUCAUGAUCCAGCCUCUCCUGUACUCGUACUCCUUCCAGGGACCACCGGAGCCUGUUCUCCUGGACAGCAGCAGUAUCCUGCCUGACCGCAUCCUGCUGAUGGACACAUUCUUCCAGGUCCUCAUCUACCACGGAGAGACCAUCGCAGCCUGGAAGGCAGCAGGUUACGACAAGUUGGACGACCACGAGAACUUCCGGCAGCUGCUGCAGGCACCUGUGGCGGACGCAGAGGACAUGCUGGCCCGACGCUUCCCCCUGCCGCGCUACAUAGAAACACAGUCUGGUGGCAGUCAGGCUCGAUUCUUGCUGACCAAAGUCAACCCAUCACAAACCCACAACAACAUGUACCAGUGGGGACCGAGUUACACGGAUGGAGGUGCCCCUGUGCUGACAGAUGACGUCAGUCUGCAGAUCUUCAUGGAUCACCUGAAGAAGCUGGCCACCUCAAGCUCAUCUUAGAACUCCGUAGGGGAGAUAAGAAGAAAGGAUUCUUAUCAGAAAAAGUCUUCUGUCUAUAGGAUAACCACUAAAGUGGUCUGAGUUGGCAAGAAGGUAGCCUGGGUGCCAUCCGAUUAGUAACGGCAAUGCCAAUUUUGGGGGGGUUGACGGUACAAAUCGGAUGGCACCCAGGCUAGCACCAAGGGACUUCUGUGUACCAUAUUGUGAAACUGGCCAUAUUCAGUCUUGUCUUAGAACUCUUUGAUUGGGAGAGAAAGUUGUUUUUUUUUGUUCUCCCUGCCUGACAGUUAUGUAAUCUUGGCAAAGUUGUUUAGUUAGGCCAUGAAAGAUCUUCUGUGUUAUAAAUUUGAUGUACAAGCACUUGUAAGUAAGCUUGAAUUCUAACAUACCUAUACGUAUGGAAUAUGAUGCUCUGAUAUCUAUUGUAUGUAAUUGGGUAGGCACAUAGAUGUAGGAGAGACAUACACAAUACGUAUACUGAAGAGGCAAUGACUUUGUUGUUGUGGCAGUUUGUUUUCUGUACUGCAUCUAUUUAUCCAUUUCCACCUCUGCCCAAUUUUAUCACAACUGCGAUUCUUCACAAGAAAGAAUGCCUCUGACACGAAGAAGGAAGUAAGGGGAGGGGGGGCUGCAGACAACACUACAGCAUUUCAUGUGUAUUCAUGACUAAGGACAUGUCUGAAACAAAAUGUAUUGUUUAACUGUGUGCAAUGCAGAAAGCACCAGGAUUUGUGAAUAUUAUGUGUUAUAUGUAAAAGAUGCCAUGUAGAAAGAAAGUAGCAGGUUAUGUAUGAGUUUGAGACAGAUGCACUUGCUACUUUCUGUAAGCUUGUACCACAGUGUAGAAUUUUGCAAAGAAAGUUCAACUAACUUUUCAUGUUGUCCAGUAGAAGUAACCAGUGUCUCUACCCUCGAUGUAUUUGUCCAACAACAGUUACCUGGGUGACUAAGCCAUGUUGAACUCUCACCUUAGUGGCUAUUUUACCGUGUAUACAAUUUUAGCCUCAGAAUUAGGCCAUGAUGGCAUCCAGGUGAAAAAAAAAGACUUAGCCUCCAAAAUAUUCACCAACUUAGGCUGCUCAGUUAGCAUUGUUCAGCAUCAACCUGUCUCUUCAGUCCUGUUUGUUAGUCGAGGAACCUAAUUGUUUGCUCUGCAUUAGACUACAUUGUAAAGUAAAGCACACUGUAGACCAUUGUCUCAUGUCUGUAUAGGCCCACACUAACUUCCUGUAGCCAGUCUCCUGUCUUUUAUCAGUAAAUCUAAUGUUGCUC